Messenger RNA from Lolium perenne, 2061 nucleotides. NCBI's taxonomy places the organism in Eukaryota, Viridiplantae, Streptophyta, Magnoliopsida, Poales, Poaceae. The record is from RefSeq and is a predicted model, not a curated record.
AUGCCGACGCUUGGGGCUAGGCCGGUGUCUUCAUCGCCGCCGGGGCUUCACAUGCCCAGGCCACCGCUGAAGCUGAAGUCUUGGAAGGGGCCUCUACCCUCCAGGAGGGUCACGCCGCCGGCGAUCCUCGCCGACUUUAUCGUCAAGGCGAAGGAGGGUUCGGGCGGACAUGGAGGCGUGGCCGUCGAGCCGUCCCAAGCACCAGUGAUGGAGGAGAAGGCCGGGAGCUCCUCGACGCCAGCGUUGGCGAGCGCGGCGCCUAUCAGGCCUCUCUUCGAAGCAGACGAGGCGGGAGUCGAGGCGGGAUCAGCGGGGCGCAGAAGUGGGCCACAAGCAAGGUGGGCUGGACUUUGUCGGGCGCUUAUGGGCCUCCAACGUGCUGAUCGACGUAAUCUGGCUACGUCGCGAUCGUGCGUGGUCUCACGAUUUCACACGCCUCGCCUCGUCCAAGAUCAUCGUGCCGCCGCAGGUUCUCAUACUCACGCCGUCGACCGCGCCCCGGCAUCUCCUCGUCCAAGUCCUACGCGCCCAUUGCCUUACGGGUCUUCGAGGGGAGGUACUGCUAGUCGUUCCUUCGCCGACGUGGUGGCCGGGAGCAGCACUUCGGCCGGGAUGGCCAGGCCUCAGCGUCCGCCUGUGACAACAGGUGUACCGGCGGCUGCACCGGGAGCGGCGCCAGCUGCGCCAAUGGUGGCUCCUCCUUCAGUACCUGUGGCGGCUGCAGGGUUCCAAGGGUGGCCGGCGGGUAUGCCUAUGCCGCCGCCCGCAGCUUCGGCGCCGAGGCCAACAGCCGGGUUUCAACCCCCUCGUAUGUCGAUUCCUCAGAUGCCUUUUAUGCCGCAACAACCGUAUCAGCAGUAUCAGGGCCAUUACCAGUAUCCUCAGCCGCAGCAGAUUUUGGUUCAGCCACAGUUGCAGCAAGCACCGCAUCAACAACCACAGCCGCAACCGGGACAGUUGAAGAAGAGAAGGAAGAAGAAGAGUGCCAACGCUGUGGGGGCACACCCGACCAUUCGGUGCCCAAUUCUGAAGUUGCCGAGACCCACGAGUUCCUUUGUUGGUUGUGGGAAUGAUGCCACACUUGAUCUUCAACUCCCAGACUCAGUUUAUAAGCCUCAGUUGAUGGCUUCUGGAGCACCUACAACUUUGGUGCAGGUGUCAGGGGAAGGGGUUGUCACAGCGGCGGAUAUCCAGAAUCUUAUGGCCCCUGAGGAUUUGUCGAGGAUUGAUGGUAUGCAGAUGAGUGUGCCCAAAAUUAAUGCACAUGCUCUAGUUUCUUCUUGGGAUGGAGGCGAUGAUGAUGGUUCCCACGGUUUUGAGGAGGAGAGGUUUGAUGAUGCCGCAGCAGAUGCUGCGCCGGAGGCAGCUAGUAUGGACGUUGAUGGACUUCCUCCUACGCACUCUUCUAGUGCUACAGUGGUGCUGGUUGCUGAGGUGGCUUUGACCCCGUUCAACCUUUCACCGCGGACGAAUAGAGGGCGGGAGAUUUUGGCUCGUGCUAGGUUGGAGUCACCUCCCUUGGUCAUUUCGCCUUCGGCGCUUUCUCGGGCUUCUUCUCCGUCUCGAGUUCGGACCUUCAUGCAAGGACGCACUCGACCAGCUUCCUCGCCAUCUUCAUGCGCCGAUUCACCGACCUCGCAGCAGGGUGCUCCGAUCCCGUCUUCUACUUCCACUCAGACGGGGUUGGAGCAUGGACGGGCUGCGCUGCAGCCGAUGGCGCCGUUGUUCCCCACGUCUCUGUCACCGCAGGAGGACGACUCGGCGGGGCAGCAACGGCCAGCUUCGGGGCUGCAGCAGUCGGCCAUAGCAUCUUCGCAGGAGGCGGAUGAGGCGGUGCAGCAGCCGGACACGCCUAGCUCGCAGCCGCGGCAGCAGCCCACGCCGUGCUCUCAGACGCAGCAGCCGACCACGGCAAGCGUGCAGCCGCAGCAGCUAGCCACGCCGCACUCGCAGCCGCAGUGGUCGGCCACGUCGCACCCGCGGAUGCAGCAGCAGGGCACGGUGCCCACGGCGACGGCAUCGACGGGUCUGGGACCGUUGCACCCUAGCUGCGGCGAGUAA